AUGGAGAGGGUUUUCACGGAGGCGGCGGCUCACCAGCAAGUCGUCCUGGCAGGUGACUUUAACGCGUGGCACGAAGAGUGGGGCAGCGAACGUACGAAAGCCCGUGGCGAGGAGCUCCUCGCAGUAGUUGAGCUUCUCGGCCUGACGACGAUCAAUCGUGGCAACAAACCCACCUUCUAUGGGCAUGGGGUAGCACGGGAUAGUGUCAUCGACGUUACGUUCGCGAGCACGAACAUCGCUCGCCCCGACUCCUGGCGGGUGUGCCGCGAAUACAGUGACCACGCGUUCGUCAGUUUUUCCGUAGGCGGGCGACAACAGCACAGACGGGAAGCUUCGACAGCGUCAGCAUCAGCACAGCGAGCAUCCAGGCGCCAUGUGAGACCAGCUGGACGGAGGUGGAAAACGAGUCAAUUCCACCUGGAAUGCUUCAAGUACACUCUUGAGGAGGUGAAAUUCAAUCAUAGCACCGACUCACCUCGAUGUCUGGAAGAGAACCUGACGGCGGCUUGCGCCCCACAGGUGAGACGUGUUUGUACGGGGUACCAGGUUGUGCUUACGAGUCUACGCGGCAGUUGAGUACCGCCAGAGACCAACCCUACAGUGCUUGGCCGCAUUGUAGACGACCUGUUUCCCGAGCACGAGCCCUGGCCUGAAAUGGGAAACCUUGUUCCGGAUAGUGUAGCCCUCCGACCAGUAACAACGGAGGAGCUCCUAGACAUCGCCUCGAGGAUGAGCUCCCGAAAGGCCCCCGGUCUCUACGGGAUACCGAACGCAGCAGUGAAGGCGGCAAUCCGUGAAAACCCGGAGGUUUUCAGGCGGAUCUACCAGGACUGCUUCGACUGUUUGGAGGAGGCGUCACUGCGGCAACUGUUGGACCGGCAGAUCGGAUUCCGUCGGGGCUGGUCAACGGUGGAUGCGGUCCUUAGGAUAGUUGAGGCAGGAAGAACAGCCAUGUCUUUCGGCCGCACUAACGGUCUUGACCAGCGAUUCCUGCUCGUCGUCACCCUGGAUGUGCAGAAUGCGUUUAACUCCGCGAGCUGGCACUCUAUCGCGCUGUCGCUCCAGGCGAAGGGUGUACCAGUAGUCAUCCAGGGACUGUUAAGGAGCUACUUCAUAGGACGCAGACUCGUCUACGACAUGAGUGAAGGAUCCGUCGUACGGCAGGUCAUCACAGGCGUUCCACAGGGGUCCAUUUUGAGCCCCACUCUGUGGAAUGUUAUUUACGACGGGGUCUUCCCAGCCAGCGUCCCACUCCCGGCCAGCGUCGAGGCCAUAGGAUUUGCCGAUGUCCUGGUCAUCGUGGAGAAAGGAGUAACGUUGGAGGCAGCAACUGAAGCAGCCGAGUAGGCCAUACAUAACAGCCGUGCCUGGAAGUCUUGCAAUUGA
Molecule: messenger RNA, 1386 nt
Organism: Anopheles nili
Lineage: Eukaryota; Metazoa; Arthropoda; Insecta; Diptera; Culicidae
Exons: 2
Molecular function (GO): catalytic activity
Source: RefSeq, a predicted model, not a curated record